CACAAGCAAGGUCCCUUACUGUCUCACACUUCCCAAUCCGCACACCACGGUCCUGUCUUAUUUGCCUGCUCAGAGCUGCGCUGCUGCUCGCCAACCUGCCAGUACUCCGUUUGAUUCAUCUGCCAACCGCCACGAUGCUGGUCCGCGGCGCGCUCUGUCGCUUGACAGCCGAUGUACCCAAAACAUCCGCACACGACCUCCCGCAGCUCGCCCGCUUCCUGCAACGCGCUCUUCUCGCCCGAAAUGCUUCCAAACUACCAGCUGUCCGCGCGCUCUCACGCGCCUACGUAUCUGCCCUUGACUUACGUCGCUCCUAUGCUACCACGACGCGCGCAACCGCAACUAAGCCGACGGCAGCGGUGAAGAAGGCAGUCAAAGCGAAGGCAGUGAAGAAGGCCGCACCAAAGAAGAAGGCAGCUUCUGUGACUGUGAAGAAGCCUAAGAAGAAGAAGGUCGUAUCCAAGACAGCCGCUCCCAAAAAGGCCGCCCCAAAGAAGCGUGUGAAGAAGGUGCUUACUCCCGAGGAGCAGGAGAAGGCAACAAUCUCUAAGCUGCGGAAGCAAGCUCUCAAGGAGCCUUUCCCCCUCGGCGCGCUCACAGGAUUCAAUGCAUACAUAGCCGAAAUAUGUGGCGGCCCCAUCAAAGGACAAUCGCGUGGAGACGCGACACGAAAUGUCACAGACGCGGCUAAAAACUGGAAGAAUCUGACCCCCGCAGAGCAUGAACACUACAACCACCUUGCGAAUGAUAAGAAUGUAGCCAGACAAGCCGAGCUUCGAGCUUGGAUCCACUCUUACACUCCCGAAGAGAUUAGAAUUGCCAAUAAUGCUCGCGCCGCACUUCGGAGGAAACUUGCGGGCACUCCGACGAAGAGGAAGUAUCCUGCCCAUACCAGUAAACUUCAUGAUGAUCGGCAUGUGAAAAAGCCCGCUUCGGCUUACCUACUCUUUAACCUGGACCGGUACGCCAGCGGAGACUUAAAGGGCAUCAAGACUACAGAUGCUGCUAAACUCGUUGGCAAUGAAUGGAAAGCAUUGAGUGCGGGCGAGAAGAAGAAAUACGAAGAUGAAGCAAAGGCCAAGAAGGAAAAGGCUGCCCGCAAGACGGUUGCGGCGUCCACUUGAUUCAAUGUCCUACCUUGAUUACAGCAAUGUCUCCUCAUGGUUGUAACUUUGCCCUGUACGAGUUAAUGGGCUGUGGAACUGGUUAUGGCGCAGGUAUAUCUAUCGACGUGUACUCGGGCUCGGCGACAAUUUCAUUUUACGAUUAUGUUUUGGACCGUACAACCUCGUGACGCGUCUGAUCUGGAUACCAGACGUUACACUCUGUGUAAAGCUUGCAACUUGUCAGGUUUUCUUGCUUUCAGGAUUGUUCCAUACAGGUAUUGUAGGGUAGCAAUGUCCAUCAGUUCUUAAUAGGCCGU
Molecule: messenger RNA, 1423 nt
Organism: Cucurbitaria berberidis CBS 394.84
Lineage: Eukaryota; Fungi; Ascomycota; Dothideomycetes; Pleosporales; Cucurbitariaceae
Exons: 3
Coding region: 135-1124 (329 amino acids)
Source: RefSeq, a predicted model, not a curated record